CGUUGUUGUUGUUUUGCACGAGAUGGGCCUCCACUUUUCUGGACCACCCAAAAUCUCCGGGUCAAUACCCUGAUAAGUCUCGCAGGAGUAUCGGAAGUCUUCAUAUAUACUCCUGGGGAUACAAGGCUGCGUGACAUCUGCACCCACCACCAUGACUAGCUUUGCCAAGGCGUCGUUCGAUGUGGCCGCCUAUCUUCACUGUCGCCCUUCCUAUCCUCAGAGGGUAUACUCCCUUAUCCUCGCAUACCACUCGGCGAUCCGCUCCUCUCCUCAGUGGGGUACCCUCCUCGACUUGGGAUGCGGCCCAGGCUUCGUGGCGUCCGAACUCGCCCCGCGCUUCGACCAGACGAUCGCCCUCGACCCUUCCGCGACGAUGGUGUCUAUAGGUCUCCAGCCUGUUGGUAACGAUGAAGAUGGCAGGAAACCGAUCCAGUACAAGGUGGGCAAGGGCGAGAACCUCGAAGCCGCUGGUAUACAGGAGAAUAGCGUGGAUCUUGUGGUCGCAGGUUCAUCUCUAGGGAUAAUCCCGCUCAUCUCCGAAGGACACACGCUGAUACUUAUGGUAGGUCAAGCAGCCCACUGGUUUGAUCAUACAAGGGUGUGGCCUCAAUUGACUAGGACCGUCAGGCCAGGCGGCAGUGUGGUGUACCUCGGCUACGCCGAGAUGCAAUUCCCAGGACACCCCAACGUCACUUCCAUCUUUUCCAACUUCUCCCACAGCGUGAUUGGAAAGUAUUGGUCCCAGCCGGGCCGGUCCAUCGUUGAAAAUCUCCUUGACGAUGUACCAUGGCCUACCACUACUCCUGUGUCCGCAAAUAUCCAGCAAACCAUCGCGAAAGAGGGUGUGGCAGCGUCUCAAGCAGACCAUGGUGGCUGGGAUAUGUCUACCGCCAUCCGGAUCCGCCACUCUCCAGAAUUCCCGUUCUUGAUGGAGCAAAGCUGGUCGUUGGCGCAGCUCGAAGGUUACCUCCGCACGUUCUCGGCCGUGCACGAGUACUUUGCUGCCAAUCCCGAGGACAAAGCUAAGCGUAUCGGCAAGGGUCAAGAAGACGGGAAAGGUUCUCCGACUGGGGAUGUUGUCGAGAGGGUUGUGUGGGAGCUGGGGCAAGAGCUGGAGAAAGCAGGGGUGCUGAAGAACGGGAAAGGCAAGAUUGAGGUGGCUUGGCCUUUGGUGCUGAUGAUGAUCAAAAAGAAAAGCGCUGUAUAAGUCGAGAAGAUGAUUGAGAUUAUCAUCAACACAGUGUCAAUGUAUCCAUGUACUCCGAUUCAUCGGAUGAUCUAUCGCCA
Molecule: messenger RNA, 1287 nt
Organism: Cryptococcus amylolentus CBS 6039
Lineage: Eukaryota; Fungi; Basidiomycota; Tremellomycetes; Tremellales; Cryptococcaceae
Exons: 3
Coding region: 152-1207 (351 amino acids)
Molecular function (GO): S-adenosylmethionine-dependent methyltransferase activity
Source: RefSeq, a predicted model, not a curated record